AUGACAAUUGAAGCACAAAUUCCAAGUGUCAUAAAGGACCCUACAACACGAUGGCUGUCAGUUUUGAUAAACAAAAAACGCUUGUCGAUACUUUCAAGUCCUCUGACAUUCCGCAGAGUUUCGGCGAAAGAAAGAGUUGCACAAUCUUUCAAGCAGCUCCAGCAGAAUAACCUUUUUUUCAGAGGAAUGAGCCCUGGUGAAAGCGAUUUUGCAAUGCUUGAAGUAGCGCGGCGAUGUGAUUUCUAUGGCAUUAAGCUGCAUCCUGCGAAGAACUGGGCUACCUCAUUUGUGCUUAUAUUUUUUGAAAAAAACAUGUUGUUUGCUUAA
This is a messenger RNA of Strongylus vulgaris, 327 nucleotides long. Lineage: Eukaryota; Metazoa; Nematoda; Chromadorea; Rhabditida; Strongylidae. The record is from the annotation of a GenBank genome assembly.